CGCCUUGAGCCGGGUGGCGCAGGCGCAGUGUCCCCGGGCCAAGAUGGCGGCGCGGCGCUCCACACGCUGGUUGCUGGUAGCUGUGGGGAUCCCGCGGCUGCCGGCUGCAGCGGGGAGAGGGGCCCGGCCGCCCAUGGGGGGCGUGGUGGGGGCGUCGCUGGGCCGCAAUUUGAGCGUCACCGCCUUCCCGCCUUCCCUGGGAGGUCGCGGUCCUGGGGCGCUGCUGACAUUGAGACCCGGUGUCAGCUUCACAGGAGUAAAACGGUACCCUUUUGUUUGUACUGCCUCCUUCCACACGAGCACCCAUUUGGCUAAAGAAGAUUAUUACCAGAUACUAGGAGUGCCCCGGAACGCCAGCCAGAAGGAGAUCAAGAAAGCCUAUUACCAGCUUGCCAAGAAAUAUCACCCAGACACGAAUAAGGAUGAUCCCAAAGCCAAGGAGAAGUUCUCCCAGCUGGCAGAGGCCUAUGAGGUCCUGAGCGAUGAAGUGAAGAGGAAGCAGUAUGACACCUACGGCUCUGCUGGCUUCGAUCCCGGGGCCGGCAGCUCAGGGCAGAGCUACUGGAAAGGCGGUCCCACGGUUGACCCAGAGGAGCUCUUCAGGAAGAUCUUUGGGGAGUUCUCAUCCUCCUCUUUUGGCGAUUUUCAGAGUGUGUUCAAUCAGCCUCAGGAGUACAUCAUGGACUUGACGUUCAAUCAAGCUGCCAAGGGCGUCAACAAGGAGUUCACCGUGAACAUCACUGACACCUGUGAGCGGUGUGAUGGCAAAGGGAACGAGCCCGGCACCAGAGUUCAGCACUGCCACUACUGCGGAGGCUCCGGCAUGGAAACCAUAAACACAGGCCCUUUUGUGAUGCGCUCCACGUGUCGGAGGUGUGGUGGCCGGGGCUCCAUCAUCACGUCUCCCUGUGUGGUGUGCAGAGGAGCAGGACAGGCUAAGCAGAAGAAGAAGGUGGUGAUCCCCGUGCCUGCCGGAGUCGAGGAUGGCCAGACUGUGAGGAUGCCUGUAGGAAAACGAGAAAUUUUCAUCACAUUCAGGGUGCAGAAAAGCCCUGUGUUCCGGAGGGACGGCGCAGACAUCCACUCGGACCUCUUUAUCUCCAUAGCUCAGGCCAUCCUCGGGGGCACCGCCAGAACGCAGGGCCUGUACGAGACCAUCAACGUGACGAUCCCCCCUGGGACUCAGUCAGAUCAGAAGAUUCGGAUGAGUGGGAAGGGCAUCCCGCGGAUUAACAGCUAUGGCUAUGGAGACCACUACAUUCACAUCAAGAUCAGAGUUCCAAAGAGACUGACAAGCCGGCAGCAGAGCCUGAUCCUGAGCUACGCCGAGGACGAGACCGACGUGGAGGGGACAGUGAACGGCGUCACCAACACAAGCACUGGUGGCAGCACCAUGGAUAGCUCCGCGGGAGGCAAGGCUAGGCCUGAGGCUGGGGAGGACAAGGAGGGAUUCCUUUCCAAACUUAAGAGAAUGUUUACCUCCUGAUAUCCCAGCCGAGGAAAACGGUCCACCGGGAACUAGGCAGGGAGCAGCAGCAUCUCCUCGUGGCCAGGGCACCUUGGACGCAGGAGGAUUCCCCACGGCAGCACUGAGCCCCUGCCUGCAGAGGCCUCCGGACCACCUUGGCAACAGUGAACUCACGUGACCACGCAGCUCUUCACGGAAGGUCACUGCGGACGGGACAGACCCUGGGCAGUCAGGCAUGGCCGGCCUCAGGGCUGGUAGUUUCCUGUCUGUGGGUAGGUAACUUCGCCUCUUCAGGCUCUGGCAAAGUCAGACGGCUGGACACUUCCUGCAGAGCUGAAACUCUUAAUUUGGAACUGAAUGUGGUUAAAGAAUUAAAGGCCAUGCUUACAGCUUGAAAAUGAAGCCUUAAGCUGCACCGAGUUGUGACGUGAUUGAUUUCCCUCUCAACAAACCUCCGGGACGUUCCAGAAUGAGUCUUUCCUGACAGGUUGUCCUUUCCGGGAACCUGGGGCACACACCCUGCUGGUGUCACCCACCCUUCAGCUGGAGUUGGUUUUAAUUCCCAAAGGUACUGAGCAGCUGGGACCUGGGGGCCUGGGGGGCCUGGGGUGACGCCUAGAGGACAGUCCCUGCAGAGGCCACUCUUGAUCACAUGGGCUGUGAUCUCCGUCAGGACGGACAGGGUGGCCCUGUCCCUCGACAGUUGAGUUGUGUUGUUCUAAGGCACGCAUGAGUGGGGCUCCUGCCCUUCUGCUGGACCACAGCCGGCGUGGCCUGGGGCUGACUGAGGGCCUCUCAACCCCAGCCCUGCCCCGCUGCUAUCAGGGCCUUGGGUCUCACCACUCACUACUGACUUGUUUUCAGACGUGUGUUUAAAUUAUUCAGUGCUGAGAAUCAUUGUCUUUUCCCAUACGAGUGUUUGUUCAGAGGAGAGCGCAAUCUCAGCAAUCGAAGGUUCUCCAGCAUCCAGCCAGACCAAGCACCAUUUCCCAGCCUUGGCUCCUGGGACGUGCAGGUUCCCCUGUGUUUCCAGAUCCCCCCGCUGUGGCAAGACAGGCUAAUGGAGAACCCUUCUGAUUAGUGUCCUUUCUGUUUUCCCCCCCAUAAUUUACUAAAAUAAAGCAUCUGCUAGUGUCUGCUCUAAGAAUGUAAAGUGAUUCUGUAUCAAUGUAAAUAAGAUUAUCUACUGCAAAGAGAUAUUUAAAACCUGAA
Molecule: messenger RNA, 2680 nt
Organism: Bubalus bubalis (water buffalo)
Lineage: Eukaryota; Metazoa; Chordata; Mammalia; Artiodactyla; Bovidae
Gene: DNAJA3
Product: DnaJ heat shock protein family (Hsp40) member A3
Exons: 12
Coding region: 44-1486 (480 amino acids)
Biological process (GO): negative regulation of apoptotic process; response to heat; protein folding
Cellular component (GO): mitochondrion
Molecular function (GO): ATP binding; heat shock protein binding; protein kinase binding
Source: RefSeq, a predicted model, not a curated record